Molecule: messenger RNA, 1846 nt
Organism: Aedes albopictus (Asian tiger mosquito)
Lineage: Eukaryota; Metazoa; Arthropoda; Insecta; Diptera; Culicidae
Product: probable 4-coumarate--CoA ligase 1
Exons: 2
Coding region: 16-1776 (586 amino acids)
Biological process (GO): long-chain fatty acid metabolic process; fatty-acyl-CoA biosynthetic process
Molecular function (GO): long-chain fatty acid-CoA ligase activity
Source: RefSeq, a predicted model, not a curated record
AUAUAUUUAAUUUCAAUGUAUUACAAUACUUCCCAAUCAAUCGUACAGAUUGAACAUAACCUCAAUCUGCAAUGUUUGGCUCCCGCUGACGAGUUGGUCCGCGAGACGCAGGUAUUGUUCAGUUUAUUUCCACUCUUCGUCCGUCGCAGUACCGUCAACAUGUUCCACCAGUUUGACACCGCCACAAAAUCGUGGCUUUCGCGACAUCCCGCACCGGUUAUUGAUCCGGAGGCCAACCUGGCCCAGUUGAUCCUUACCGUGUUGGAUCGCAAUCCGGAAAAGGUCCUCCAAAUCGAUGCCGAUACGGGCCGGGAGCUGACUGCCGCUGAGAUGCGACUCCGUGCGAUACGCGUUGCGCAGAAUCUGACCAAGUUGGGAUUUCGCAAAGGCGAUAUGGCUGCGGUGGUUUGUUCGAACAGUGAAAAUCUGGCACCACUGGUGCUGGGGCUGUGGAUGGUUGGAAUGCCGUUCGUAGGUGUGCCGGUGGGGUUCAACGGGGAUGAUUUGGGACACCUGAUGGGGCUGGUUCAACCCAAAUUGGUGUUCUGCGACGAUUCGGUGUACAAAGCGGCGCUGGAGGGCGCCGAAAAGGCACUGAAGAUAAAACCGGUAGUGUUCGCCGUCGAGAGCGAAAUGGAGAGUAUAAGGAAGAUGGACGAAUUGCUAAAGAGCACCGGGAAAGAGGCGGAGUUCGUGCCUCAGCACCUUGGCGACAUGCGAGACUUGAUCGGCAUCAUUCUCUGCACUUCUGGCACCACUGGCCGACCGAAAGGUGUUGCCGUAUCGCAAGCGCACAUCUCUAUAGUCCUCGGUAGACCAGUCAAGGCCAACGAUUCGGAUUUGGUGUUCAACUUCAGCCCACUGUAUUGGGGAACGGGGUUGUUUGCACUGUUGAACUCGCUUUCAACCGGAACGACAAGAGUUGUGACGCGAAGUGCCUUCAACGAAGAUGUAUUCUACGAUGUUUUGGAGCGGUAUCGACCCACUCACUUCUUCACACCACCGUCGCACGCCAUAUUCCUGCUGGAACAUCCACGGGCGGAGCAAGCCAAUUUCAGCUGUUUGAAGAGUUGGUGCCUGAGUGGAAGCAAUGCUUCACCACAGCUGCGGAGACGAAUCGAGAAAAAGCUAACCAAUGGAAGGACAGUGAUCCACUACGAAUCUUCGGAGAUUGGGCUGAUUGCAAUGGAUGCGAUACGGAAGAAGGAAGGCAGUGUUGGGUUGUUGAUGCCGCACCUGAAUGCCAAGGUGGCCGAUGAGAGCGAUGCAUCAGUAGGCCCUGGAGAGCAAGGAGAACUGUUGCUUAAGACGUCGAUUUCAUUUAUGGGCUACUACAACGAUCAAGAAGCAAACCGGCAGUUGAUGACCGAGGACGGAUGGAUUCGUACCGGCGAUAUCGGCUACUUGGACGAGGAAGGGUUCGUCUAUUUGGUAGAUAGGAAGAAGGACGUCAUCAAGUAUCGAGGCUACCAGAUAUCGCCGACAGAGUUGGAAGCGAUCGUGGAGAAAAUCGAAGGUGUUCAACAGGUUUGCGUGCUAGGGAUGCCGGAAAUGGACGGGACUGUGGAUAUGCCUGUGGCUGUGAUUGUGAGAAAACCAGGUAGCACGUUCACGGCAAAACAGGUCGUUAAGUUCGUUGAGGAGAAAGUGCCGGACCAUAAGCGAUUGCGAAGUGGAGUAUUUUUCUGCAGUGGACUCUCUAUGUCUUCCACGGGAAAGGUAUUGCGGAGAGAGCUAAAAAAAACAUUGAUGGAAGAAAUCCGUUAUUUGUUUUAAUAAUUAAUUAACGACACUUUACACCCAAGGGUGCAUUCGUGUCAAGUAAAAUAUAUCCUAUACAAUCCAA